This is a messenger RNA of Sander lucioperca (pikeperch), 1971 nucleotides long. Its product is annotated as zinc-binding protein A33-like. The coding region runs from base 452 to 1744 and encodes 430 amino acids. The transcript has 3 exons. Lineage: Eukaryota; Metazoa; Chordata; Actinopteri; Perciformes; Percidae. The record is from RefSeq and is a predicted model, not a curated record. Gene Ontology annotation, molecular function: protein binding.
ACAAAGGCGUAUCUUGUUUUAAAUCUAUGUUAAGGUAUUUUUCAAAGAGACAGUAACGCCUCCCUCACAGAGCUGCACUGAGAGGAGGAAUGUCACAUUUCCUGAACUGCAGGGGAGAGUUUUUCUGAGCGACAGCAGCGCUGCAGUCAAGACAAGUCUCUCUGUUUUUCUCGAAAGAAACACUCAACUGAAUCCAGCAGUUUUUUCUCAACAACAGCCGAAUCUCUGCCAAACACUGGUAUUUUUCAAAGAGGCAGUAACACCUUCCUUACAGAGCUGCACUGAGAGGAGGAAUGUCACAUUUCCUGAACUGCAGGUGAAAGUUUGUCUGAGCGACAGCAGAGCUGCAGUAGAGACAAGUCUCUCCGUUUCUCUCGAAGGAAACAUUCAACUUAAUCCAGCAGCUUUUUCUCAACAACAGCCGAAUCUCCGCCAAACACUGAGUGCCGAUAUGUCUGCUGUCAGCUGUCUGCUGACUGAAGAUCAGUUUCUCUGCUCCAUCUGUCUGGAUGUGUUCACUGAUCCAGUCACCAUACCAUGUGGACACAACUUCUGUAAAACCUGCAUCACUGAUCACUGGGAUAUUGAUCUUCCCUAUCAGUGUCCCAACUGUAAAGAGGUUUUUAACAUGAAACCUGAGCUGCAGGUCAAUACUUUGAUCUCUGAGAUGGCUGCUAAGUUCAGACAGUCAACUCAACAGAAAGCCAAAGAAGUUCCCCGUGACGUCUACUUAGGAUCCAAAAAGAAGACCUGGAUGUUCUUCCUGGCGUGUCUGAUGUGUGUCUUCAUUUCCUGGAUGGUUUCAGAACAAAAGAAACAUGAUUUUGUUCUUCUGAAAGAAGAAUAUGAAGAAAAGAAGAUCGAGCUGUCCAAGACACAGGCUGAAAUUCUGCAGAUGAUCCAGAAGGAGAUCAAACACUCAAUGGAGCUCAGUAAGGAAGACACAAACAGACAGAUAUUAACUGUGAAGGAGUCUGUUGAGAGAAGCCAGGCCGAGCUCAUCAAAACGAUCAAAGAGAAACAGACAAUGACAGAGAAACUGGCUGAAGGCUUCGUCAAAGAUCUGAAACAGGAAAUCUCUGAGCUGAAGAAGAGAAGCACUGAGGUGGAGCAGCUCUAUGUGGCUCAGCAGGAGAAACUCAGGAAACUGAUCAUAAAACUGCUCCCUGAGUCUGAUCUGAAGAGGGUCCAGCAGUAUGAAGUGGAUGUGACUCUUGAUCCUGAUACAGCAUAUCCUGAUCUCAUCCUGUCUGAUGAUGGAAAACAAGUUAAACAUGGUGAUGUGAGGAAGAAUCUCCCAGACAAUCCAAAGAGAUUUGAUACUUGUGUUAUUGUCUUAGCAAAGCAGAGUUUCUCUUCAGGAAGAUUUUAUUACGAGGUUCAGGUUAAAGGGAAGACUGAGUGGGAUUUAGGAGUGGUCAGAGAGUCAAUCAACAGGAAGGGAGAAAUCACACUGAGGCCUCAGGCUGGUUACUGGACGAUAUGGUUGAGGAAUGACAAUAAGUACCUCGCUCUUGCUAACACUGAUGUCCUUCUCUCUCUGAAGUCUCGGCCUCAGAAGGUGGGGGUGUUUGUGGAUUAUGAGGAGGGUCUGGUCUCCUUUUAUGACGUUGAUGCUGCAGCUCUUAUCUACUCCUUUACUGGCUGCUCCUUCACUGAGAAACUCUACCCAUACUUCAGUCCCAGUCUUAACUAUGGUGGUAAAAACUCUGCCCCUCUGAUCAUCUCUCCUGUCAGUCACUGAGUAGAACAACCAUUUGAGUUUCUAGUUUCACUUUCAUUUAAUGUAAUACAUGUAUAUUUACUGGUGAUGUUUGGUGUACAUAUACUCAGGCUUUUAACUCAGGGGGAGUGUGCAAUAUAUUGGUGUAUACUGCAGGGUAUCAUGCAAUAUUCUUGGUGUGUAUGUUCUGAGUGUAUGGAUCUGUGUGUGUUACUGAAUGUUAACUUUAGUUUGUAUGUACAUGUAUC